Molecule: messenger RNA, 2736 nt
Organism: Salarias fasciatus (jewelled blenny)
Lineage: Eukaryota; Metazoa; Chordata; Actinopteri; Blenniiformes; Blenniidae
Gene: ecel1
Product: endothelin converting enzyme-like 1
Exons: 19
Coding region: 313-2736 (807 amino acids)
Biological process (GO): protein processing
Cellular component (GO): plasma membrane
Molecular function (GO): metalloendopeptidase activity
Source: RefSeq, a predicted model, not a curated record
CUUGUUUUGUUUUUUAUAUCAUUUUGUUUCCCCCCCCCUUCCUCCUCUUCAGCGGGGAUUCUCCCACCACAGGUGACCUGUAACUGGUUGGAGCGAGAGAAGGCAGGAGAACAAAUGGAGAGGAAGUGGAGACGAAGAGAAUGAGAGAGGAAGAGCGCUUCAGCAGGACCCGAGAGAUUCCUGGUGCACAAUGGGAGUCCCUUGCUCUGCUGCCUUUUGAUUUGAAAAUAAUAGAAGGGACUUUGCGUGAAGAGGGCCAACAGGAUUUUGACAUCACUCCAGUAUUUUGCCCUGUGAAAUACUCCCUCUGCCAUGGAGAAGACGUAUUCUCUAACUGCGCACUACGAUGAGUUCCAAGAAGUGAAAUACGGUGGGCGCUACAGCAGCGACAUCCUCAGCAAUGGCAUGACCCUUCACCUGGGUGGCAGCCUGGACCGCCAUGUAGGCCGGAGUCGCGGCGGGACCUGGUCCACCAGUCGAAGCAAAGAUCAGGGCAGCGCCAACGGCGGCGGCGGUCUCCCCCGAUGGAGUCGGAGGGAGAUCUGCCUCCUCUCCGCGCUGGUGUUCGCGGCGGGCAUGUGCGUCAUCUUGGGCAGCAUGCUGGCGCUGAAGUACAUUUCUCUGGACGCCCAGCAGGACCCGCAGUGCCGGCAGGACUGCCAGCGCAAGCGCUCCCUGCUGCGGGCGGCCCGCUUCGUCCAGGCCAACAUCGACCCCACCAUCCAGCCCUGCCAGGACUUCUACUCCUUCGCCUGCGGCGGCUGGCUGAGGCGCCACGGCAUCCCCGAGGACAAGCUGAGCUACGGCAUCAUCACCGCCAUCGGGGAACACAAUGAGGAGAAGCUGCAGCGCCUCCUGCUGGAGCCAAUUCGGAGGCGCGGGGUCGACUCGGCGGAGCGCAAGGUGAAGGAGUUCUAUCGAUCCUGCGUCAACAUCCACGAGAUUGACAAGCUGGGGUCGGACCCCAUGACGGAGGUGAUAGACAGCUGCGGAGGGUGGGACCUGGUGGGCGCUCCCCCUGGCGCCGCUGGGUGGGAAAGGGAGGGGGCGCCGCAGAGGCCAGACUUCAAUGAGCUGCUCUACAGGACGCAAGGCGUGUACAGCACCGCCGUCUUCUUCUCCCUCACCGUCAACGUGGACGACAAAAACUCCUCCAGGAACGCUAUCAGGAUUGAUCAGGAGGGGCUCACUCUGCCUGAAAGGAGUCUGUACCUGGGACAGGACGAGGACAGCGUGAAGAUCCUGGCGGCGUACAAGGCUCUGAUGGAGCGUCUGCUGAGCAUGCUGGGAGCUCACAAUGCCACACAGAAGUCCAAAGAGAUUAUACAGCUGGAGACCCGACUGGCCAAUAUCACUGUGUCAGAAUAUGAUGACCAAAGAAAGGACAUCAGCACCAUGUAUAACCGCAUCACCCUCAGGCAGCUACAGCGUAUUGCUCCCAGUCUGCACUGGAAACGUCUGCUGGACAGGAUUUUCCACGACAACUUCUCAGAAGACGAGGAGAUUGUGGUGCUCGCCACCGAUUACAUCCAGAAAGUCUCCGAGAUCAUCAAGACCACGUCGAAGAGGGUUCUCCACAACUACAUGCUGUGGCGCAUCGUGGCGGCGCUGAGCGAGCACCUGUCCACCGCUUUCCGCAGCACCAUCCACGAGUUCUCCCGAGAGAUCGACGGCACGGAGCAGCAGCUGGAGCUGGGGCGCCUCUGCCUCACGCAGGCCAACAAGCACUUCGGGAUGGCUCUGGGAGCUUUGUUCGUCCAGCAGCACUUCUCCUCGCAGAGCAAAGCCAAGGUACAGGAGCUGGUAGAGGACAUAAAGCACUCCCUGGACCUCCGGCUGCAGGAGCUGGACUGGAUGGACGGAGAGACCAAGGAAGCCGCCAGAGCGAAGCUGAAGCACAUGAUGGUGAUGACGGGUUACCCAGACUUCCUGCUCAAGCCUGAGCUCAUUGAUCAGGAAUACGGGUUUGAUGUGGACGAGAAGACGUACUUCAAGAACAUCCUCAACAGCAUCAAGUUCAACAUCAAGCUGUCGGUCAAGAAAAUCCACGAAGAGGUGGACAAGACGGCGUGGCUUCUCCCCCCUCAGGCCCUCAAUGCCUACUACCUCCCUAACAAGAACCAAAUGGUGUUCCCCGCCGGCAUCCUUCAGCCCACCCUCUACAACCCGGAGUUUCCUCAGUCUCUCAACUACGGAGGAAUCGGCGCCAUCAUCGGCCACGAGCUCACGCACGGAUAUGACGACUGGGUGAUGCAAUGGUUCAUGUCCCUAGGGGGCCAGUACGACCGCCACGGCAACCUCAAGCAGUGGUGGACCGAGGAGUCCUACAGGAAGUUCCAGAAGAAGGCCGAGUGCAUCGUCAAACUUUACGACAACUUCACAGUGUACAACCAGAGGGUGAACGGUCGUCUGACACUGGGAGAGAAUAUUGCGGACAUGGGAGGACUGAAGCUGUCCUAUUAUGCGUACCAGAAGUGGGUGCGGGAGCACGGCCCGGAGAGACCCCUGCCCGGCCUCAAGUACACUCACGAGCAGCUGCUCUUCAUCGCCUUCGCUCAGAACUGGUGCAUGAAGAGAAGAUCGCAGUCCAUCUACUUACAGCUGCUGACUGACAAACACGCACCGGAGCACUACAGAGUGAUCGGCAGCGUUUCGCAGUUCGACGAGUUCUCCCGUGUUUUCCACUGCUCCAGAGGCUCUCCCAUGAACCCUGAGGACAAGUGCUCCGUGUGGUGA